Malaya genurostris is the source of this 956-nucleotide messenger RNA. It is a transcript of the gene Obp73a, whose product is annotated as general odorant-binding protein 70. The record is from RefSeq and is a predicted model, not a curated record. Bases 217 to 807 code for a protein of 196 amino acids. The transcript is spliced from 5 exons. NCBI's taxonomy places the organism in Eukaryota, Metazoa, Arthropoda, Insecta, Diptera, Culicidae. Gene Ontology annotation, molecular function: odorant binding.
GUGUGAGAAGGAUGUGCUUGCAUUGCUUAUAGUUUUUCCUGUGUCUGCAAGUCAACAUCUAUCUGUCGGUUUCCAGUUUAUUUCUAUCUUUUCAAUUACAUUCACGCUAUAUUUGACUGCGAAAUUCAAGUUCAACUUAUCAGUUAUUGAACGUCUCGUCGACCGUUCAGAGUUGUCUGUGAAGAGAGUCAUACGCUAUAACAACUCAGGAUCAGCAUGGCUCCAACUUCGAACGUUUGUUUAGUGGCAGGUUUUGUUUUGGCGUUCGUGCUUUCGGAAAUGGUGGUGCAAUCGCAGAUGACCAAAAAACGCUGCAUUAGCCAACCAAACGUGUCCAAAACUGUUGACAAGGUUAUUCACGAGUGCCAGGAGGAGAUUAAAAUGAAUCUAAUUGAAGAUGCCCUUAAAGUGUAUAAAGAGGACUGGCAUGACCGCAAAAAGCGUGACACUAACGACGAGGCCGGUUUUCAACAUCCGACAGUAGUAUCCAACGAAGACAAGUGGAUCGCCGGGUGUCUGAUGCAAUGUGUUUAUCGCAAAAAUAAUGCCAUUGACAGGAAUGGAUGGCCAACGCUCGAUGGGUUGGUAAAUCUUUACACGGAUGGUGUCAACGAGCAAGGAUAUUUUAUGGCUACGCUGAGAGGAGUCGAUCGAUGCCUGAAAGGAACCUCUAUGAAGUACAAUGUUAAACGAAAUGACGUUGCAGAUUCGCUGGAACGAUGUGGAGUUGCGUUUGAUGUAUUCGACUGCAUUUCCGAUAUGAUAACUGAAUAUUGCAGUGAUGAACAAAGGCAUGUGUUUAAUUGAAAGAACUUCGUCAAGUAAUAUCAAUAUGUUGAUUCUCUUUGAAGAAGAUUUUAGGCUUAUUGUAUUUAUGAGCAAAAAUUAUACUGGUAGGAAAAUUAGAAAAAGAAAAUGUUAUUGUUAAAUUGAAGUAGUUAAUAAUUCUGCAUAUU